GUGACGAAUGUUAAGAAGCGAAACGUUGCUCGGCGAGAGGGUGGUGACGUCUUCCAGCGACACGUCAGCCACACGGAAGAAGGUCUCUGUCCGACCGACCUGCUGCAGCGUUGCUCCUACAAGGACCGUAGUUUCAUCGACAUGGGUGGUUUCUUCUCCAGUCUCUUCUCGGGCCUGUUUGGCACCAGAGAGAUGAGGAUUUUGAUCCUGGGUUUGGACGGCGCCGGAAAAACAACCAUUCUGUACCGGCUGCAGGUCGGAGAGGUGGUCACUACAAUCCCCACAAUCGGCUUCAACGUGGAGACAGUCACGUACAGGAAUCUGAAGUUCCAGGUGUGGGAUCUGGGAGGACAGACGAGUAUCAGGCCCUACUGGCGGUGUUAUUACUCAAACACAGAUGCGGUCAUCUACGUCGUCGACAGCAGUGACCGCGACAGGAUGGGCAUCUCAAAGUCUGAGCUGGUGGCCAUGUUGGAGGAGGAGGAGUUGAAGAAAGCUAUCCUGGUGGUAUUUGCAAACAAGCAAGACAUGGACCAGGCGAUGACGCCCACUGAGGUGGCCAACGCCCUGGGCCUUCCCGCCCUCAAAGACAGAAAAUGGCAGAUCUUUAAGACCUCGGCCACAAAGGGCACAGGCUUGGAUGAGGCAAUGGAAUGGCUGGUGGAUUCCCUGAAGAGUCGACAGUAAAGGCCCCCACCCAUUCUGUAUAUACACCUGACCUUUGACCCUUCUGUAUGAAGCCUUGUGACUGACUCCCUUCCCCACGUCCCACUUUUCACUGGACCAGUGAUUGCACUCCUCCCCCCCUCCAACCCACCUGAAGCCUUGGCCAAGCCCUCCCAAUGCCUAACGCCUUUCAAGCCUGGGACUUAGAAGCGACGGCUGCAGUAACGUCUGGACUGGGCACAAACACACUAAGUCCCAUCUCUACCGGUGAAGCUUUUAGAGAGCCGUAUGACUUCAGUGAUGGACGGGCAACAAGUUAGUAACUACAUUUUUGUGCGUUUUGGAAAUGCAGUUUUUACCAAUCUAUUUAAUCUAACAGCGUGACACACGUUAUCAUGCAUUAGAAGGAAUCAAUAAAUAAGACUGUGGAAAGCCCAUCCACUCUGACCCUCUGUAGCAUUUCUGAAAUCGUCAUUCGCAUGUAGUAAAGCUCGAAGAUCAGUAAGUGAUGGGCACUCAUGUCAGCAAAAGGAUGCAAUGAAGAUCCCCAUCAGAGGUUCGACCAUACAAACUCCGCUCCUGCUCCUGACCUGAGCAACCAGAGACGAGGACACAUCAUCACCACGGAGAAGCAGCUGCUUGAUUGCCAAGUCAUUAGACAUUUUUUAGUAGUGUGCUGGACUAGCUAUACUGUAUUGAAUCUGUUUAUUGCAGCAAGUAUGAAAUCCAAAUUUGGAUAACAUACCUUUCUGCUGGCUUGCAUGAAAUGUUCUGAUUUACUUUAGGAAAUUGCAAAUCUGGCCUCAAACAGUUAAAAAAAAAAAAAAAAA
Molecule: messenger RNA, 1496 nt
Organism: Morone saxatilis (striped sea-bass)
Lineage: Eukaryota; Metazoa; Chordata; Actinopteri; Moronidae
Gene: arl1
Product: ADP-ribosylation factor-like 1
Exons: 6
Coding region: 142-687 (181 amino acids)
Biological process (GO): intracellular protein transport; vesicle-mediated transport
Cellular component (GO): cytoplasm; Golgi apparatus
Molecular function (GO): GTP binding; GTPase activity
Source: RefSeq, a predicted model, not a curated record